Molecule: messenger RNA, 1750 nt
Organism: Coregonus sp. 'balchen'
Lineage: Eukaryota; Metazoa; Chordata; Actinopteri; Salmoniformes; Salmonidae
Source: the annotation of a GenBank genome assembly
GAUACAAACUGUCGACAACAUAUGUGGUUUCUAGAUACCUGUGGUAAUGUUUGUAGUUCAUUUAUCCAAAACUGUGAUUCUGUAGCUAGCAAACAUCUAUUAUUAAGCAGAGAUGGAAGCGACUGAAAAAAAUUAUGCAUGUAACAGUAGCGAGUUUAAAAGAAGCGAGUUAUCGGACACAGAACUCGAGAUUGUGGGGCAACCCUACUCCAUAUCGGUGCUCAAAGUUGGCUAUUGUCUUUCCGAACAGGACGGUUCUUUCCGAGCAGACGGGACUAUCUCUCUCCUAACGGGACCUAGAACUAUUCUAGUAGACACCGGAGGACCGUGGGACCGGGACUUUCUAGUGAAACGGCUGAAGGAUAAGCGACUAGACCCGGGUGAUGUCAGUUUGGUGGUGGGGACACAUGGCCACUCCGACCAUGUUGGUAAUCUGGGGCUGUUUCCAGGGGCAACGAUAGUUGUGGGGUGUGACAUCAGUGAGGGGGAUAGGUACCUUCCUAACCAGCUAGCUGAGGGGCAACCAUAUCCUAUUGAUGAACAUGUGAGUCUGAAACUCUUCUUUUGAUCAACCCAACUCAGUGUAAUCAUAUUCAAUAGUGUGUGUGUAUGUGUAACAGCCAUUUUCAAUGGUUUGCCAUGCAUAUUCACCAGCACUUACUUUAAUCAGUAACCUCAUCAUUUGUAUAUUACUGUACUGGACUAUUUGCACUGCCCCCCCACCCCCACCCCAUAUUUUUACGCUGCUGCUACUCUGUUAAUUAUUUAUGCAUAGUCACUUUAACUCUACCCACAUGUACAUAUUACUUCAACUACCUCAACUAGCCGGUGCCCCCGCACAUUGACUCUGCACCUGUACCCCCCAGUAUAUAUAGCCUCCCUACUGCAUUUACAUUUACAUUUUCAUCAUUUAGCAGACACUCUUAUCCAGAGCGACUUACAAAUUGGUACAUUCACCUUAUGAUAGCCAGUGGGACAACCACUUGGUGGGGUGGGGUAGGGGUAGGGGGAGGGUAGAAGGAUUACUUUUAUCCUAUCCCAGGUAUUCCUUAAAGAGGUGUGGUUUCAAAUGUCUCCGGAAGGUGGUGAGUGACUCUGCUGUCCUGGCGUCGUGUGGGAGCUUGUUCCACCAUUGGGGUGCCAGAGCAGCGAAUAGCUUUGAUACUGUUACUGUUAUUUUAUUUUACUUCUGCUCUUUUUUAUUUUACUUUUUUAUUAAAAAAUAAAUGCACUGUUGGUUAAGGGCUGUAAGUAAGCAUUUCACUGUAAUGUCUGCACCUGUUGUAUUCGGCGCAUGUGGCCAAUAAAAUUUGAUUUGAUAAGUACUUCCUGCAACUGUACUCUAAACCUCAUUGCAAUACCUUCAUCUCUCCACCAGGUGUCAAUAGUACCCACUCCGGGCCACACAGGGCGCGAUGUGAGCCUUCUUGUGAAGGGAACCACAAUGGGCACGGUGCUUGUUGCCGGAGACCUAUUUGAGAGUUGCACUGAUGACGACAGUUGGAGGGAGCUGAGUGAGAACCCUGCAGUUCAGGAGGUCAACCGUCAGAAGGCGCUACGCACCUCUGAUGUCAUCAUCCCGGGACACGGGUUGCCGUUCAGGGUCCACAGGGAGGAGGCGCACGGACGCUCCGGGUAGAAACUGCCCUGUUAGGCCCUUAGGCACUGAUCAGGUUUAGGAAGAAGUGCAAAACCUUAGAUCAGUGGUUAGGAGUAACCACUGAUGUGUACGGUGCAUUCGGAAAGUAUU